Molecule: messenger RNA, 1034 nt
Organism: Medicago truncatula (barrel medic)
Lineage: Eukaryota; Viridiplantae; Streptophyta; Magnoliopsida; Fabales; Fabaceae
Product: probable methyltransferase At1g27930
Exons: 1
Coding region: 135-1034 (299 amino acids)
Biological process (GO): xylan biosynthetic process
Source: RefSeq, a predicted model, not a curated record
UGCCACUUCUAACUCUUAACACCUAAGAAAUUGGUUUUCAUCUCCAUGCAUCGUUUCUCCAUCAUCACAUUACUCACUCAUUCAAACCUCACCAUACUCAAAUAUUCAUCCAACACAACACACUCAUCAACAUUAUGCAAUCUUUAAUUCCAAAAUCAUUCCAUAAAAAGAAACACCCAAACACAUCCCAUUUCAACAACCAAUGUUAUCUCUACGUCAUAGCAAUAACUGCAGCAGCCACCAUCCUCUUCUUGUUCUAUUCCUGGUAUUCAGAUCCCACACACUUAUGCUCCACGGCUGGAUCCCUCACGACAGCCCAAACCAUCAUCGCCGAGGAAUUCCACAUUUCGGCUAUCCCUCUCGUGACAAUCUUCCACUAUGCAACGACGGGUGACAUUCCCCAAUUGUCUAAAGGUGAGAUCCGAAGACCAUUCGACGUGUUACAAUCCCUAGCGCCAUGCAACUUUCUCGUGUUUGGAAUUGGUCACGACGCGCUCAUGUGGGAUUCGUUUAAUCCACGUGGCAUCACGCUAUAUCUCGAAGAAGAUCCUAAGUGGACCAUUUCUGCCUUCAAACGCUUUCCUGUCCUACGUGCACAUACCGUGCGUUAUAACACGCGCCUCAGUGAGGCUAAAGCACUUCUCUCAUCCUACAAGAAGGAUUGUGGUGGCAUCACCGCAGACAGUCACCCACUAAAAGAUGAUCGUCGGUGUAGGCUUGCAUUGGGCGAGCUGCCAAAAGAGGUGUACGAUCGGGAUUGGGAUGUGAUUAUGAUCGAUGCACCAAGGGGAUAUUUUCCCUCGGCUCCGGGGAGGAUGGGGGUGAUAUAUUCCGCGGCAGUGAUGGCGCGUGGGAGGAAAAAAGCCGGUGUGACGCAUGUGUUUCUUCAUGAUGUGGAUAGGGAGGUUGAGAAACUUUAUGCUAAGGAGUUUUUGUGCAUGAAAUAUAGAGUUGGUGGUAUUAGGAGACUUUGGCAUUUUGUUAUUCCACCUGCUGUAAAUGUUACUGAUACUGCACUUGGAUUUUGUGCAUGA